Molecule: messenger RNA, 3224 nt
Organism: Nymphaea colorata (pocket water lily)
Lineage: Eukaryota; Viridiplantae; Streptophyta; Magnoliopsida; Nymphaeales; Nymphaeaceae
Product: diphthine--ammonia ligase
Exons: 13
Coding region: 767-2977 (736 amino acids)
Biological process (GO): protein histidyl modification to diphthamide
Molecular function (GO): diphthine-ammonia ligase activity
Source: RefSeq, a predicted model, not a curated record
UAGGGGUUCCUGGUUACUAAGAUGGGUUAGAUGACGUCUCUGGAACUAGUUUGGGGUUUUGGUUUGCUAACGGAAUGGACUUCACGGAAACCUCUGUGAUAUUACUGUGGAAAUGAACCGCCCUGGAAUCUGUUACUGCUCAUUGUGUUCCGCGGUGUCGAUCAUUCUGGUUUUUUUCUUUUCAUGAGCAUGAAUGCAGAAGCGAUCGUGCUUACGUCAUCUCGGAGGACAGGCUGCUGUGAAGGAUCGGAUGGUGGAAAAGGGAAGAAGUUCGGCAUCAUAGGAACAACAUCUUGAUGCAUUUUGUUUGAUUGGAGAUUUAAACGUCCUUUUGUUGUUCAGUAGACUAGUCCUUGAGCAAAAAUUUGGUAACGACUAGUAACAGCCACUGACCACUUUUCCUUGGGUCAUGUUGUUACUUGUUCUUUCUUGAUUAUGGUUUUUUUCCUUUGUCUCAUUCACCAGUUUUUUUGUUUCCAUUGUUAUUUUGGUAAUUGUUGCUCUGUUGAAGGAUGCUUCUUUAGAUCGAAAACGCAUGUGGAUCCCGCUAAAAGUGUAUCUAGUGGCGGUGACCAGUCAUGACCUUUCUAUGGGAGGAUCUUUUUAGUGGAGUCAAACGAGGUGUAUCCAUCUAUGCUGUCUCCUGUUUGAACGAUCGCACUUCAAAUAUGUCCUUACAACCUUCUGAUGAAGAGAUUAUUCUAGUCCAAGCCCCGUGCCUGGAUAAGUCUUUGCUUUGCGCUUCUCUGAGACUGCUAGAGGAGCCAUGGACGUCGUUGCUUUAGUGAGUGGAGGCAAGGACAGUUGUUAUGCAAUGCUCAAAUGCGUAGAGUAUGGCCAUAAGAUCGUUGCCUUGGCGAACUUGAUGCCUCUGGAUGAUGCUGUGGAUGAAUUAGACAGCUAUAUGUAUCAAACAGUUGGACAUCAAAUUGUGGUUAGCUACGCAACGUGCAUGGGCAUCCCCUUGUUCAGAAGACGCAUAAAAGGAUCUACUAGGCAUCAGGAUCUUAGAUAUAUGAAAACUUCAGGGGAUGAAGUUGAAGAUAUGCUUGUUUUGUUAAGUGAAAUAAAGCGCCAAAUCCCUUCCAUCUCAGCUGUGUCAUCUGGUGCAAUUGCCUCUGAUUAUCAAAGGUUGCGAGUGGAGAAUGUAUGCUCGAGAUUAGGGCUCAUUUCUUUGGCAUAUUUGUGGAAACAAGACCAAUCUCUUCUCCUCCAAGAAAUGAUAUCAAAUGGAAUUGUUGCGGUCCUCAUAAAGGUUGCAUCAAUGGGCUUGGACCCUGCUAAGCAUUUAGGCUGUGAGCUUACACAUAUGCAACAAUACUUGCAUGACCUAAAUAGGUUGUAUGGGAUAAAUGUGUGUGGUGAAGGAGGAGAGUAUGAAACAUUAACUCUUGACUGUCCCCUCUUUAAGAAUGCAAGUAUUGUCCUCGACAAAUUCCAAGUAGUGAUGCACUCCUCAGACUCCAUAGCGCCGGUCGGUAUACUACAUCCUACAGCAUUCCAUUUGGAGCCAAAAACUGAAUCCCAUUCUUCAGGUGACACACUGAGUGCCGCCUGUUUAAAGGAAAUAGAUUCUGUUCAAGAGGUGCACGGGAAUCUCAUAUCUAACACAGAAGAAGUCAAGCCUCAUUCUGUUGAAAUGAAUCCUCAAAGUGCCAAGCAAGUGACACUUAACAUUUCUAGAACCAGAAGAAAUUCAUUUUCAAUUGGAUGUUGGAUCCAAAGGUCUGGUCCUUCAAAAGAUGUGCAGAAUGAUUUAGCAGCUGUCCUAAAAGCAAUCGACUCCCAACUCUAUAAAGAUGGUCUAAGCUGGAAUGAUGUUCUCUACAUUCACCUCUAUCUUGCUGACAUGAAGCAAUUUGCUGCUGCAAAUAAGACAUAUGUUUCUUUCAUAAGGGAAGAAGAUUGCAGUUUAGGUGUCCCAUCUCGUAGCACAGUUGAGCUUCCUUUGGUGCAAGUUGGCCUGGGGAAUGUGUAUGUUGAAGUAUUAGUGGCGACAGACCAAAGUAAGCGUGUUCUUCAUGUUCAGAGUAUUUCCUGCUGGGCACCGAGUUGUAUUGGCCCCUACAGCCAGGCUACAUUGUACAAACAGUUGCUCCAGAUGGCUGGACAGCUGGGACUUGAUCCGCCUACCAUGAUGCUUUGUGCUGGGGGUGCCACUAUGGAGCUGAAACAAGCAGUAAGAAACUGUGAAGCAGUAGCUGACAGCUUCAACUGUGAUGUAGUUUCAUCUGGAAUUCUUGUUGUGGUUUACUGUUCUGAAGCUAUGACAUCCUCUGAGAGAAUCCAGAUUCAGAACGAAGAGGAGAUGUCAUUCAAGAGACAAGAAAGUGUGGAACUGAAGAAAGGAAAUUGUCAAGCCUUGAGCCCAAUGAUUCUUUAUAUCCUCGUGCCUAACCUUCCAAAAGGGGCACUUGUUGAAGUGAAGCCUCUCCUUUAUGUCCCAGAUGAUGGGAAGACUUCAUCAUCAAUUAAUGCUUCUAUACAAUAUGAUGCAAAUUCAUUGGAAUUUUGGGGCUUUGGACAUAUGAAGUGGCAUGACUCUUGCUGCCAGAAGUACAUUGUCCAUGAAAAGAUAUGCAUGUCUGUGGUAUCUGUCACUGAUGAGCAUGUGGCAAGGUUAUGUUCAGAAGCAGAUGGGAGUGUUUCUGAUUGUCAUGACCAUUUUACAUCAGCAAAAAUGUUGAAAAGACUAGCAAGAUUUUGCCUUUAUCUUAUCGACAAAACAUUGUUCGAGUAUGACUUCUGCUGGGAAGAAGUGAAGACUUUGAGGGUCUACUUCAACAUAGGUUUCUGCACGGAUGCAAUUAACCUAGCCAUCCUGUUUGCUGACUCGUUCAAGGAAUUCACGGCCGUCACAAAAAGGACAGGAACAAUUGAAAUACCGAUGCUUAAUGCAAUUCCUGUACUAGGUGCUGGUCGGACAACAGCUAUGGAGAGUUUGCUCACUUGUGAGUUAUUUGCUUCCAAAAUUUAGUUCUUACCUCAGCAUUUUGCUUCAUAGGCACUGGAAAUUUUCAGUUUUUCCGUGUGGAAAAACAGCUGCCAUUUGUUACGAGGCAAAUCUCUUGUUUGCCAAAUGUUGUGUUUUAGCUUUUCAAGUCUAGUCACUAGCUCAAUAAGAGGCAAAUCUCUUGUUUGCCAGAGCAUGUCAAUUGUGUUUGAAGACUUGUGUUUGAAGACUCUAUUUAUCACAAGCUAAAGAAGAAUAUCUUUUUUGUCUA